Cololabis saira (Pacific saury) is the source of this 1621-nucleotide messenger RNA. RefSeq names its product angiopoietin-like 6 (gene angptl6). Bases 9 to 1469 code for a protein of 486 amino acids. The transcript is spliced from 6 exons. NCBI's taxonomy places the organism in Eukaryota, Metazoa, Chordata, Actinopteri, Beloniformes, Belonidae. The record is from RefSeq and is a predicted model, not a curated record.
ACAGAUUCAUGGAAAGGUUGCUGGCAGUGGGUUUGACUCUUUUCCUCACACUUUGUGUGGACACACUGGAAGCUGGAGGACAGACGGAGGGAAUCAAUGGCGAAAACAUACGUCCACCACGUUCCGCAGAUACAAAAGCAGGCCGUUGCUCCUACACCUUCAUUGUUCCCCAGCAGAAACUGACAGGGGCUCUGUGUUUGAACACACAGUUGGCCAGGACCAACCAGUCCGAGGUGGCAGCGCUGCAGGUGGAACUCAAACGGCAGCAGGAACAGCUGGACCUGGUCCAGCGCCAGCUGCAGCAGGAAGCCUCUCUCGCCAUGGAGGUAAGAGCACUGCGGAAAGAGAGCAACGACAUGAAUUCUCGCAUUGCAGAGCUCUAUGCACAGCUGUUGAAUGACGUCAUCCAUAAGAAGGACCAGGCUUUGGAGCAGCAAAGGGUAGAGAGCCUGCUGUUAAAUGCUACAACACAGGCACUGCAAGUGUCCAGUAAUUACAGGGAGCUGGAGAAGAAAUAUGGAGCUCUAACCUCCAUGAUGAACUCCCAGAAUCAAGUUAUUGCCAAAUUGGAGAAGCAGUGCCAGUGUAGAGAGUCCAGCCAGACAUCUCUGGAGGUGACUGAACCGCCAAAAAGCCAGUCUAACCUGCAUCAUAAUUACAGCUCUGAAGCCAAUGAAAUGACCAAUGACGUUCAAAGGGACCAAAGUAUUUCUCUGUCACCGCAAACAAAAAGAGGAGGAAUGCAUUCCCUCCCGGCGACUACCAUCAAUACUCCCACUGACGUGCCCUUUGUUAGCUUCCCGGUCACAAAAUCCCCAGGGCCGUGGCGGGACUGCCAGCACGUCCUGGACUCAGGUGAGACCACCAGCGGGAUCUACCUGCUCCACCUGCAGAGUGCCAACCGAAUCCUGCAGGCCUGGUGCGAGCAGAGUCACGCUCAAGGAGGCUGGACGGUCAUCCAGCGGAGACAGGAUGGCUCCGUCAACUUCUUCAGGGCUUGGGAGCAGUACAAGCAAGGCUUUGGGAAUCUAGACGGAGAGUACUGGCUCGGCUUGGAACACCUCUACUGGCUGACGAAGCAGGCAAAGUAUAAGCUGCGAGUGGCCAUGGAGGACUGGCAGGGUCGGCAGGUGUUUGCUGAAUAUGACAGCUUCUCCCUGGAACCAGAGAGCGACUGGUACCGCCUGCGCUUAGGACAAUACCGCGGAAAUGCAGGGGACUCCCUCUCGUGGCACAACAACAAGGCCUUCACCACCCUGGAUCGAGACAAGGACAGCUACACAGGUAACUGUGCUCAUUACCAGAAAGGAGGCUGGUGGUAUCACAUGUGUGCCCACUCCAAUCUGAAUGGUGUGUGGUAUCGAGGGGGACACUAUCGGAGCCGUUUCCAGGAUGGGGUCUACUGGGCGGAGUUCCACGGAGGGUCCUACUCCCUCAAACGAGUUUCCAUGAUGAUCAAACCCACAUAGCUGGAUCACGGACGAGCCAGAGGCAGAAAAAAAUAGACAACAUAAAAAUACAGGAAAUAUAUAAAUGUAUAGUGUGAAACUAUCUUCUUUUUCUUUUACUGUGUCUGUGUAACCAAUGUUAUAAAGUGAAUAGCAUGCACCUUAAAUAAAUG